CCUACGGAACCUCGGCCGUGCGGUUCUGGUGUCCGGGGGGAAGAGGGACGAGAAGGACCCAGGCCAAGAGGCUCCCUUGGCUUCCUUGGCGAUCAUGGCUACUACGGUCGGAAGGCUGCUGCUUUGCCGGCCCAGCCCGGGCGGCGGGGCCCGCUGGAGAUUUAUAGCGACAUCGCCAGCUGCUCAGCUGUCACCCACCGAACUGACAGAAAUGAGGAACGAACUUUUUAAUAAAGAGAAAAGUAGGCAGUUAUCGUUAACUCCCCGAACAGAAAAGAUCGAAGUUAAGCAUGUUGGGAAAACUGAUCCUGGCGUCGUCUUCUUGAUGAACAAAAACAUUUCAACUCCCUACAGUUGUGCCAUGCAUUUAAGUGAGUGGUACUGCAGGAAGUCCAUUCUGGCGCUUGUGGACGGACAGCCUUGGGACAUGUAUAAGCCUUUGACCAAGUCCUGUGAGAUUAAAUUUCUUACUUUCAAAGACCCUGACCCAAGAGAAGUGAAUAAGGCCUACUGGCAUUCUUGUGCCAUGAUCAUGGGCUGUGUAGUAGAAAGGGCCUUCAAAGAUGAGUAUGCAGUCAGCUUGGUGAGAGCACCAGAAGUUCCUGUAAUCGCUGGGGCCUUCUGCUAUGAUAUAGUUUUGGAUAAGAGGCUGGAUGAAUGGAUGCCAACAAAAACGAGAACCUUACAGUAUAGCUCUGGCUGCCGUGGAAAUAACUUACAAGAAAAUCAUAUAGGCUUCCUCCUGAAUAUUAACCUUCAUCAGGCGAUGAAAGGAGACAGAGACAGAGACCCACAUUGGAGCACCGGACUGAAAUCUCAAGGUUCAAAUCAGAAGCAGAAGGAGAGAGAGCACAAGCAAGGAACUCAGGACCGCGAGGGGUGCACCCAUACACAGAGACAAUGGGGAUGUUCUAUCGGGAACUCACCAAGGCCAGCUGGCCUGGGUCUGAAAAAGCCCGGGUUAAAACCGGUCUCGCUGAACAUAGUGGACAAUGAGGACUACUGAGACCUCAAGAACAAUGGCAGUGGGUUUUUGAUCCUACUGUACCUAUUGGUUUCGUGGGAGCAUAGGCAGUUUCGUGGAUGCUCUCCUUACUAGACCUGGAUGGAGGUGGGUGGUCCUUGGACUUCCCACAGGGCAGGGAACCCUGAUUGCUCUUUGGGCUGACGAGGGAG
This is a messenger RNA of Alexandromys fortis (reed vole), 1176 nucleotides long. RefSeq names its product mitochondrial ribosomal protein L39 (gene Mrpl39). The coding region runs from base 95 to 1006 and encodes 303 amino acids. The record is from RefSeq and is a predicted model, not a curated record. Gene Ontology annotation, cellular component: mitochondrion. The transcript is spliced from 7 exons. Gene Ontology annotation, molecular function: RNA binding; nucleotide binding. NCBI's taxonomy places the organism in Eukaryota, Metazoa, Chordata, Mammalia, Rodentia, Cricetidae.